AAAAUAUUCGAAAGUUAAUUCAGAUACAUCCAUUGCUUUAAUAAAUAUAAACAGUACAAACUUUUAGUGCAAAUCAAGACAAGAACAUGAAUGAUUCUCAAGUAAGUGCUUCUUCAGUAAAUACUGAAGAAGAUGAAAAAAUUGGAAGUGGCAGUGAUGCCGAGAUGGUUGUGACAGGCUCAAUGACCUUUGCACUCACACCAUCAGCUGCUGCCGCUCUUCAUGUUGAAGCAUCUGAAAUAGCAGAGAAAAAUGUCAACAGAUCCAAGUCACCUCUCCCAAACAAUGCUACAAUAGACACAAGCAAAUGUAUUAGCAUAAGUGAAGAUUAUGUGUCUUCAUCAAGUGAAGAGCCGAGAAUGGAAGGCCAACAAGCUGCACUUGAAACUAAAGAUUCUAAUGAAGUUAAAGUAUCUUCUCCUGAUACAAAUGAUGUUGCUGUUAAUGCUCAAGAAGAGGAUGGUGCAGCCAAGACCUUGACAACACCAGCUUCACAUGCCACUAAUGUGCUUCAUUCGUCUGGAUCACAAGCAAGUGAAAGCAGUGUGAAUGAGCCUGAGGAAGUAAGUGCCCUGCAAGUAGGCACCCCACAGAAACGAAGGAAAAAGCUUAGAAAAAGGAAGGAUUUAAGACGUCAAAGACCACAAGCUUUAGGUGAUCUGCCGUCAACUGUUGUGCGUCUGGUUGGGCCGAACAACUGCGAGGUGUUCGUGGUAGGCACAGCCCACUUCUCAGAGGAGAGCCAGCAAGAUGUAGUAGCAACCAUAGAGAAGGUUCGCCCUGACGUUGUUGUGCUGGAGUUAUGCAGAGCUCGGACAGCCAUCUUGUCCCUGGAUGAACAGACCAUUCUACAAGAGAGCACCAACAUGGACUUCACAAAGAUGAGAGCUGUGUUGAGCCAGCAUGGCAGGGUGCAAGGUAUUCUAUACCUCUUGUUGCUCUCAGUGUCAGCUCACAUUACAAAGCAGCUUGGGAUGGCACCCGGAGGAGAAUUCAGAGUUGCUGUCUCUGCAGUGAAGCGUCUUGUUCCAGGAGCUAGCAUCCAGCUCGGGGACCGCCCCAUUAACAUCACUUUGGGCCGCGCUCUGGCUGCCCUAUCUCCCUGGUCUAAGCUCAAACUUGCCUUCCACAUCAUCACCACUUCAGAGCCCAUCAGUGCAGAAUUCAACCUCUCACACUCUCUGCACCUCGCCUGCCACCCUUCGCCCCUCACUGGAAACCGCGUGCCACGUCGCGUCGUGGGGGUAGUGGGCAUCGGCCACCAGAAAGGCAUUGAAGUUCAUUGGGGCAAAGUCACCCCUCAGCAACUCCGUGAACUUCUCACUAUCCCUCCAUCGAGCCUCGCUAACCGCGUCGUGUCGCUGUCGUGGCGCCUUGGCGUGUACUGCCUGGCGGGCUAUUGCUGCUACCGUGUCGCAAAGACCGGCCUCGGAAUGCGGGUCACCAGCUCAGUCGUCGCCGUGACGUCAUCCGUGGCGGUUGCGUCGACAGCGCUCCUGGAAAAAGGCGCCCAAAAGGCUGGAUUUGGGUUCAGGUCCAACACAUGGCUGAACACCCUGGUGUCGUUGAGUCCGCCGUCUACAAGCCAAUCAGAGUCCAAUACUUCAACUCCUCAAUUUCAACUCACGAGAAACAUUACUCCCACUCGUACAUCGAUUCCGUCCUCUCAAUUCAGUAAAAGUACCUGCAACCUCACUUCAGUUCCAUUAACCAUGGAAGAUAGUUCCAUUAAAGAAUCAGCAUUUCCAGAUCCGGAUGGGGAAAUUCCUCAUACACGUGCCAAACACUCGCAACUGCAAAAUAAACGCGGAAGUUUCCAUGAUGGCGCCGUUUCUCCGGAGGCCAAACAUCACGGCGUUUCAAACCAACCUUCUCACACUUGUGCGGUGGUUAAUGACACCGCUCUUAAUAUUCCUGAAUUAAACUUUGGCAAUGAACUUCACUGGUCGGAAUAUUACGGCGAGGACGAGUAUGAACAUCCCCAAGGCGAUGUAAUGUACGUCACAUCCUCCAUCCUUGGUCCCGGUGCAGACGUGGAGUUGUUCGAGCAAAUGCCUCAGGGCUGCCGCUGUAGCUCCGAUUGUUCAGUGAUAUUACAAAAUGACAAUUCAUCCAAGCCACAAUGUGAAAAUUGGCCUGCCAUAGAACUUUUGAACGAAAGUUCCUGUAUAAGUGUUGAUGAUUCUGUUAGGGCCUUUUCAAGUAAGUCCGAUUCAGCAGCUGCCAUUAAGGACGCGGAUGUUGUUAACCCCUCUACCAGCAAGUCAGUUAUAUCUUUGCUGGACGAGCAAACAGGUCCUCUGACUCCAAUUGAGUCGAAGAAUCACGAUAGAAGCGCUAGUUGUUCAUGCUUGCAUCGCGCUCCACUUUCUUACAAAAACGGACUGCUGCUGCAAAAUGAUCUUCCUUGGCCAUUGUAUGAAUGUAACGAUGACUGUGCCUGCCCUGGUGCUGAUGUAACCAGCAGUGCAAGAGCCGUCAGAGCUGCAACGUGCGAAAACAGAAUAGUGCAGCGAGGUCCUAGAAAGAAUUUGAUGAUUGUGAGAACUGCUGAGUACCCAGGCUCUGUUGCUUGUUCGGUUGAUGAUUCAGAAAACGUGCCAAAACCUUCACCUGAGAGAAAUUCAGCGCGUUUCACCAAAGGUUAUGGUGUGAUAACCACAAGUUUCAUUCCACGUGGUGCUUUCAUUUGCGAGUACGCAGGGGAAAUCAUCGGCAUUGAAGAAGCGAAGAAACGAUUUUCUAAGCAGGAUGCAAUGGGUACGAGCAACUACAUCAUGGUUCUUAAGGAGCAUUGUGUUUAUCAAGGAAUGAAUCCUAAAAGUGGUAAUGAAAGUUUGAGACCGAUAGCUCAUGGGGAUUCCUUAUUGAAAGCAUCUUGCAAUAAAGAAGAAAAUAGUGAAAAUUUCCGUAAUAAUUACUCUAUUUUGAAAAGCCAACUUUCAUCUCAAAUGCACUCCAAUAUCUCACUGGCAUAUAAGCAUUUAGAAAAUUCUAGUAGCUCAGAUAUCCCGAAUGUUUUGUUGCCCAGUGAAGCGUGUUGUCCAAACUCAGAAAGUUUACAGUCCGUCAGAAGCACAAAUUUAUGCACACACAAAAUGGGAGAAACACAAAAGAUGGGAUUUUUCUCCCACACAAAAUGGGAGAAAACUUUAUGUGAGAAUGACGCUCGGUUCCCAGAAGAAAGUGGUGACGCCAGCAGCACAACGCUUCUGACGAUCAUCGACCCCACUUUGUUCGGUAACAUCGGACGAUACCUGAAUCAUUCCUGUGACCCUAACAUCCACGUGCUGCCGGUGCGCAUCAACAGCUUAGUACCUCGAGCUGCGAUGUUCGCCCUCAGGAACAUUCAGGCCGGCGAGGAGCUUGUCUACGACUAUGGGUCACACUCCACGCACCACGCAAGUGUGUUCGACAGAAGCAGUUCUAGUGCUGAGACUAGCAUGAGGAACAUUCAAACCGGCGAGGAGCUCGUCUACGACUAUGGAUCUCACUCCACGCAGCAAGCGAGUGUGUUAGACAGAAGCAGUUCUAGUGCUGAGACUAGCAUGACACUCUCUAGCGAAGUAGAAGGCAAUAUUAGGGAACGAAACUAUCCCGAAGAAAUUUCUGUUGGUGAGAAACUGAUUAAUUUAAAGGAAACGGAAAUAAUUUUAAACCCUGGAAAUACGCCGGGAAACUAUUUAGGCCGCAUGUUAAAGCUCACUGGCGUCAACGCGCCACCUGGCAGAAGUGAAUCGCUUACUCAGAAACGGAAAACAGUCGAAGAAAACGGGAAGCUGAAGAAGCAACGUGUCAACUUGACGCCAUGUCUCUGUGGGGCCUCUAAUUGUCGAGGUUUCCUCCCAUCCCAAACUGAACUUUUCUAAGUAACAUGCAUGCAUACUUAGCUUUGCUGUCGGGCUCUGUCAAAUGUCUGAUUACUUGGAGCUGCCGACAAUACGUUGCCAGUUUUGAAACUGGUUGCUCCAACUGUACUCGUUACAAGUAUUAGAUUGAAUAAUCAUGUUUUUUAACUUUGGCUCUGGAGAAUAUGAUGGUUAGUGACUUUUUUAUUAGGCUUGAUAAUGCAUUUAAAUUUACCAGCUUUCACGUGAGAAAUGUAAGAACUUUGACUGAUUACCAUGGCCACGCGAUGGAAGCCAACAUGAAUAUUUACAAUUUUUGAAAUAGACAACUAUUUGUUGUUCAUGAUAAUAUCUCCUUACAAUUAUUUGUAACUAUUUGUUGUCUAUGAUAAUAUGUCCUAAAUGUAGCAGGAGUUAUUCCACUUGGUGAAGGCAAUGAGUCACAGAACUGUAGUCAACAUGGCUUGAUUUCAACGACGGACCAGAUAGUGCGUUUCGCUUUUCUUCAGUUUUUGCUUGCUUCUAGUUGUGUUCAUGAGCUAUGCUUGUAGCGUGUAAAACUUUUCAAUUAUUACCGUAUUAAUCGUGAUAAACGAAAAUUGAGUUUCACUGAAACAUUGUAAUUUGAUUCAAAAUUUGUCAUUUUCCACUUCCUUAUUCCAAUUUUCGAAAGAUUGUUAUUGUCAUAAUAGACUAUAAAAUCUGGUUCUGGCGUUCAAGAAAAUAAUUCCAUCCUUUAUGUAUGUGGACCCGGUAGAGGGUAACACCUCGGUAUACAGAAUUAUGAAUGUUUGCAAAUCUAUUGUUUUUAAUCCAUCACUUUCUUUACUGAUGGGAUAAAAUAACCUGCUCACCUGCUCAUUUAUGAACAUUCUUUGUUUUCACAUGUUAUAUUAUCAUCUGAGUUGAGUGUUCUAUAUAUUGUUAUCUUAAUUGAGUGAUAUAUUCCAAGAUGUAUGAUUAUUCAUUUGUUUUCUGGGUUCAGGUUUAUUGCAACCAGCAUUUAUGUAUCUAUGAUGAAUAUUCUUUGUAUGGAAUUUAUAUCAAGUUAUACUUCUGCACAGCCAAAUUCCAGUGCAUUGACUUAUAGUGACAAACUGAAGCUGGUCUCGCUUGUUCGCCAUUGGUACAUUACUUAGGCAUCCGCGGUGUCAAUACCAGUGAAAUAAGUGAAGAGUUUCACAGGAAGGAAAGUGCAUAAUUGAAUUAUUUCAAUGGAAGAAAAAUAUCUAACGAGAUGAGUGCCAUGACUGGCUUUAGCUGGACAUAGUGAAGAAGUGCCUAUAAUAAAUAAAGCGUGUGUUGAAUGGCCGUAGUAAAUACAAUGCAGAGUGCAGACUGUUACUGUAAUCGAGAAUUAUAUCUUGUAACUUGAAGACUAACCGACUUGUUUUAGCUGCAGUAUCACUUUUAUAUUACUACUGGAAACGUUUAAUAGGUCAGCUGACCCAGUGUAUAAUUCAUAUUCUAUUUAAUACCAGUAACUACAGUCAUUAAUGGUUGUCAACUGCUGUCAUGCUCAUUUAUGGCGACACAAGUCCAUUUUUUCUCCGCUGUUGCUACCAAAAUUAAUUGGAAACCUUCAGUUGAUCUUGGAAGUUUAUUUCGUCCGCAUUCUGAUUGUUAUGCAAUAGAAUUGUAUUACAUUGAGGUUUCCUCUGCCAUAACACCAUAGAUUAAUUUCUGCUUGGUUGGUGAAAUUAUGUACGCUUGCUAUUUGUAGAUGCUCGCAUUAUUUUAUGUUUCUCCCUGGCGUUCUUUUUAGCGCAUUUUC
Molecule: messenger RNA, 5622 nt
Organism: Hyalella azteca
Lineage: Eukaryota; Metazoa; Arthropoda; Malacostraca; Amphipoda; Hyalellidae
Exons: 8
Coding region: 87-3869 (1260 amino acids)
Molecular function (GO): protein binding
Source: RefSeq, a predicted model, not a curated record